GAGACACACAGGCUUUGAAAGAGGGAAAAAGAACGAGAAUGGCAGGUUCCAAAUCAGCUCUGGUGCUGUGCAUGGAUGUGGGCUUCUCCAUGUCCAACUCAGCCCCAGGGGAAGAAUCUCCUUUUGAUUCUGCAAAAAAAGUCAUCCAGAAGUUUGUUCAGCGCCAGGUUUUUGCAGAAACUAAGGAUGAACUGAGUUUAGUUCUGUUUGGUACAGAUUCUACUAAAAACCCUCUGAGCCAAGAUGGCCAGUACCAGAACAUCACAGUGCACUGUCCCUUCAUGGUGCCAGACUUUACGCUUCUGGAGGAGAUUGAACACCAGCUCCAUCCAGAGAAUCAGCAGGGAGACUGGCUGGAUGCUCUUGUCGUUUGCAUGGAUCUUCUUCAGACCCAAACUCGUGGGAAGAAGUACGAUCGUCUGAGCAUCAUCCUGCUGACGGACUUGAACGCUGCGGCCAGUUCUGACAACCUGGAUGUGAUCGUUGAAAACCUGAAAAAAGCUGGAAUCACCCUGCAGUUUUUUUUGCCUUUCCCUGUCGAGGAUGAUGAGGAAGGUCAAGGUGAUGGAGACAGAAGAGGACCUGGUGACCCUGGUGCAGGCAAAGGUCUGUCCAGGGAACAGAAAAGUGGUCUGGAGAUGGUGAAGCACAUCAUGCUAAGCCUAUAUGAGGAGGAGGGCCUGGAUGAAAUAUACACAUUCAGGAAUGCAGUCGAGCAGCUGUGCAUGUUUAAACGCAUUGAGAGGAGACCCGUGGCUUGGCCCUGUCAGCUGACCAUUGGCAGCUCCUUGUCCAUCCCUAUUGUCGGCUAUAAAGCUGUGACUGAGGAGAAACUGAAGAAAACGUGGAUUACGGUUGAUGCUCAAAGUAAAAAGAAGGACGACGUGAAGAAAGAGACGGUCUACUGCCUGGAUGACGACAACGAGACAGAGGUGCAGAGGGAGGACAUUAUACAAGGUUUUCGUUAUGGAAGCGACAUUGUUCCUUUCUCCAAAAUUGAUCAAGAGCAAAUGAAGUACAAGCAUGAUGGGAAGUGCUUCGCUGUACUGGGCUUCACCAAACAGAACAUGAUACUUCGCCAUCUGUUCAUGGGAUCAAAUGUUCUCAAGAUAUUUCCUGCCCGAGAUGAUGAGCAUGCAGCAGUGGCCCUGUCGGCUCUUAUUCGUGCGCUGGAUGAACUCAAAAUGGUGGCCGUUGUACGAUACGCCUAUAACCGGUGCAGCAACCCUCAAGUGGGCGCUGCUUUCCCGUUUAUCAAGCCGAGCUAUGAGUGUCUGAUGUACGUCCAGCUGCCCUUCUUGGAAGACCUCAGACAUUAUCUGUUCCCGUCGCUGGACAAAAACAAAAAGAUCGCUCCAUCAGAGCCGCAGCUGUCAGCCGUAGACAGUCUCAUUGACUCCAUGAUGCUGGUAGGAGAAGAUGAAAACCAUGACCAAAAGGAUUUGUUCAAGCCCCACCAUCUUCCCAACCCGCACUUCCAGAGGCACUUCCAGUGUCUGCACCACCGAGCGGUGCACCCAGAUUCUCCUCUUCCCGCCAUGGAGCCAUGGCUGGCGGCUGCUCUCGAUCGCCCCGAGGUCAUCAAGGAACGCUGCCAAGCUCCGCUGGAGGCUUUAAAGAAGCUGUUUCCUCUCACCGAAGUGGAGAAGAAGAAACGGCUCAAGACGAGCGCUCAGAUUUUUGGCAAAGAUUCCGAGGAGCCAGAUGCUAAAAAAGCGAAGGAAGACGAAGCAGAGGAGUAUAACCUGGCAGACAUCGCUGAAGGUUCUGUUUCUUCUGUGGGGAGCGUUGAUCCGGCCCGAGACUUCCGCACUCUGAUCAAGCAGAAGAGUCUUCCAUUUGGGGAGGUCUGUCAGCAACUGACUCACAGGAUUGAGCAGUUGCUUAGCAACAAGAACACACACUACUACAUGAAAAGCAUCACCUGUAUCCAGGCUUUCAGAGAGCAGUCUGUUAAGCAGGGGAAUGCUGAUCUGUUCAACAGUUACCUUCAGUCCCUGAAAAGGAGCAUUCCCAGCAGAGGCCUCGAGGUCUUCUGGGACCUGCUCGUUCAAGACGCUGUAACGCUGAUCAGCAAGGUUGAGGUUGAAGCGAGCACUGUUUCAAGAGACGAAGCUAAUCAGUUUUUAAUGGCUGAGGAAAAGAAGGAAGAAGCAGCUGCAGUUCCAGCUGAAGAUACGGGAGAUGUUGAUGACUUGCUGGACAUGAUGUAAGAAGAGAGGCAGGAAGAAUUUGAGGAGUGCGUUCUUUGAACCCACUCAGACCAAACCAGUUCAGCCGUCCAUUGUUCUGCUUAUGGGAGCUGUGUACUUUGUUGCUGUUAAUGGAAACAUUCCAAGCAUACUGCACAGAGAGGGAUUUUAGUAAACGUCACAAUUUGAACAUGCUCUAAAACACUUGACUGAGCAUUACACAAAAAUGGUUCAGAG
This is a messenger RNA of Nematolebias whitei (Rio pearlfish), 2429 nucleotides long. RefSeq names its product X-ray repair complementing defective repair in Chinese hamster cells 5 (gene xrcc5). Lineage: Eukaryota; Metazoa; Chordata; Actinopteri; Cyprinodontiformes; Rivulidae. Gene Ontology annotation, cellular component: nucleus; Ku70:Ku80 complex. The coding region runs from base 39 to 2213 and encodes 724 amino acids. Gene Ontology annotation, biological process: double-strand break repair via nonhomologous end joining; cellular response to X-ray; DNA recombination. The transcript has 21 exons. Gene Ontology annotation, molecular function: damaged DNA binding; telomeric repeat DNA binding; double-stranded DNA binding. The record is from RefSeq and is a predicted model, not a curated record.